UUCAUGCUCAAACACGUUUUUGCAAAGUGAAGUUUUAAAUCACAAUCACAAUCACAAUAUUUCGUAUUAAAUUUUCUGCUGAUUGUAUUUCAUCAACGGCUGACUACCAGAAUACCAGUGAUUCUUUUCGCUUGUUUCGGUUUUCUGUCUCCACAGUCCGCUCUCCGCUGAGCAGCCGUUCAUCGCUAUCACAGCAGCACCAUGCCCGCGACAUCGCUGUACUUUCGCAAACUGUUCUCGGGUGCUCGCGAGCUGAACUACGGGAACACGGUGCUGGUGCAGCGCGACCACGGCCAGUGGUGGUUGGGAUACGUUCAGGACAUUGACGGCGACAAGUUCUUGGUGGACUUCGACGCGGCUGACAUGAAGCCCCAAUGGAUUCAUUCCAGCUGCUUAUGGCCGCAUCCAUCUCUUCGCAGACCGGACGUGUCACGCCAAGGCGAAACGAUCCACGCUGCGCUGCGGCAAACCAACGGGGGACCGCUGGUGCUUCGUAAGGCCAUUAUCGUUCACAAUUCAGUCGGUGGAUUCUUCACGGUGCGUAUGGCUGAGAACGAUUCUGCUGCGUCCCCCGCCAACCGCCUCGUGCUGUGGUCGCACAUCGCGACCGCUCUGCCGAUGCCUGGCGAUGGUGGCAGUUUCUUCCAGCGCAGCUCCGGAUUCCUGUACAGGAAAUACGCCAUCCCCUAUCCGCAGGCGCAUCGGCUGCCCGAUCUGGAUUUCCUCCCGGCGUUCGUGGCCCGUACCUGCCAGUUAUCAUUGCCGCCCGGUCUUCGAGGUGAUUGUCAGUUUUCUGCGCAUGCUAGCGACGACUGCAUGCUGUUCCAGUGCACCGGGCUGCACCCUGACAGUGGAAGCUGUCCCUGCUAUUAUAUCAAUGUCGGUGGUCGUCUGUUCGCCCGACUGGGAUCCGAUACGGUGACGUUCGUCUGCGCCGAGAUGCACCGGGACCGCUACAGACAGAGUAUGUUCUGGGACGAGGAGGACUUGAAGAGCGCCUGCGAUAGCUACCUCACUGCGAGACUAGCGACACUGCCUGUGAAGAUGGACACCACUCCAUCUGAUGGGACUCUGCUUGGCGAGCUGCCGCAUCCGAUUUUGGGAGGAAUAUUCCGAUAUCUUGACGUGGAUUCUCAGUUGCGGACACGCAGAGUGUGUGUUUUGUGGAGACUGCUCAGCACGAGCUACGUGGACAACCGGGACAUCCUCUUGGAUGUCUGCGCCCAAUGCGACCGGCAACCCUAUGGUGACAAAGACUUAGAGGAAGAGUACGAUAAAUAUCUCAAGUACAAUCUGGGCGCCCUGCUGCAACGCAUACAGCCGCACUACACCCGCACGCUGGCCUUGACGGAAGGCCGGAAUCAUCUGCAUAACGGGUUCGCGCUGUGCUCGAAAAUGUCGUCAGUCAGAAGACUCUUACACGCUGAAAGUCGACACCUGCCGCUGAUCAUUGUCAAGAACGGUCGUGACGUAAUCGAUGUGGCUCGUACAAAAGCCUUCCUGGUCUUCCAGCGCAAUGACCUUAACGGCCAGUUGGAAUGCGAUGAAUUGGCGGGGAUGAUGACGGUCUGCGAUGAGCUGAUGCUGAUCAACUUCACCGCGUCCGAAGCCAUCCAGGGAUCAGCCUGCGCGAUAUUGUGGGCCGAUGAUGGAGUGCCCCAGCCGGAUGUUGAACUGGAUCACAUCCGUGAUUCCCCGGAUCGCUUGGAAAUAAUCAUUCCGAUGGUGCGUUUCCAUUCCACACAAACGGCCGCGGAACAAGCACGAAUACUGCUGGCCACGGCUGACGCCCACUGCCCGGCGGCGAGUCAGCGGGUGCUGCAAAAGGUCACCGCCAUCCAUGCGCGCUGGAUGCUGACGUUGGUCUAUCCGGAGCAGUGGAGCGUUAUCCGAGAUUUUCUCAAGCUGUUCAACUGUCUCGGCCCGGAUGACGAUCCCCAGCGGUGGGACACGAUGGAUCUCCGCCAACUGGACAUUCCCUCCUUGACCAAUGUGACCUUUGUGGCUCUUGAUGCCUGCUUCAAAGACUGAAGCCGAUGGGGAUGAUGUUGCUUCCCACGUGGUUAUAGUUUUACGCUCCCAAGUUUAGUGCUGAUUCUUCGCCGACGUUUCGGCCGCUCGUUGGUUUUAUUUGUGGGUGGGGCUUGUAACUGGCUUUCGACGUGAAUAAUCAAACGGUUAAUAGCAAGAUAAGGAACCCUGCUAAAAGAAAUUAAAAUUUGACCAAAUUCACCAUGAUAGAAGCGCGUUUUCAAAAUGACAAAAGCGUGCUAUGCAUAUU
Molecule: messenger RNA, 2281 nt
Organism: Paramacrobiotus metropolitanus
Lineage: Eukaryota; Metazoa; Tardigrada; Eutardigrada; Parachela; Macrobiotidae
Exons: 4
Coding region: 202-2031 (609 amino acids)
Molecular function (GO): protein binding
Source: RefSeq, a predicted model, not a curated record